CAGCCGUUUAAAUUGCCGCUCGGCCCCUGCUCAUGCCGCUCACCAGCUCGAUCGAUCAAUCCAUUUCUUUCUUGCUAGCUCCAAAGAUCGUUCGAUCGAACACAGCUAGUGAAUCGAUCGAGGUGAACAAUGGGGUCUCAUCGUCUCCGGUGUCUCUCCUCCCCUGCAUGCCUCCUCUUCGCCUUCGCCGUCCUCCUCGCCAUCAUGCCGGGUCUCGCCGCCGCCCGCACCCGCCGCUACACGUUCAAUGUGACAAUGGCGACGGUGACGCGGCUAUGCGUGACCAAGAGCAUCCCCACGGUGAACGGCCGGUUCCCGGGGCCAAAGGUCGUCGUUCGGGAGGGCGACCGGCUCGUGGUCAAGGUCCAUAACAACAUCAACAACAACGUCACGUUCCACUGGCACGGCGUGCGGCAGCUGCGGAGCGGGUGGGCGGACGGGCCGUCGUACAUCACGCAGUGCCCGAUCCGGCCGGGGCAGAGCUACGCCUACGACUUCCGCGUCGUGGGGCAGCGCGGCACGCUGUGGUGGCACGCGCACUUCUCCUGGCUGCGCGCCACGCUCUACGGCGCGCUCGUCAUCCUCCCGCCGCGCGGCGUCGGCUACCCGUUCCCCAAGCCCUACAGGGAGGUGCCCCUCAUGAUCGGUGAGUGGUUCAACGCCGACCCGGAGGCCGUGAUCAGGCAGGCGAUGCAGACCGGCGGGGGACCGAACGUCUCCGACGCCUACACUUUCAACGGCCUGCCUGGCCCAACCUACAACUGCUCAGCCAACGACACGUUCAAGCUGAAGGUGAAGCCCGGGCGGACGUAUAUGCUGCGGCUGAUCAACGCGGCGCUCAACGACGAGCUCUUCUUCGCGGUGGCCAACCACACGCUCACGGUCGUGCAGGCGGACGCUAACUACGUCAAGCCGUUCGCGGCCACGACGCUGGUCAUCUCACCGGGGCAGACCAUGGACGUGCUCCUCACCGCGGCCACCAACCCGUCCUCCCCGGCCUUCGCCAUCGCCGUCGCGCCCUACACCAACACCGUGGGCACUUUCGACAACACCACCGCCAACGCCGUCCUCGAGUACGCGCCGCAGAGGGCUGCCGUACUCCGGGGCAUCCCCGCGCCGGCGCUCCCGCUGUACAAUGACACAGGCGCCGUGGCCAACUUCUCGGCCAACUUCCGGAGCCUCACGAGCGCGCAGUACCCGGAGCGCGUGCCGCAGUCGGUGGACCGCCGCUUCUUCUUCGCCGUCGGCCUCGGCGUUGACCCGUGCCAGAGCCGGGUCAACGGGACGUGCCAGGGCCCGAACGGCACCAGAUUCGCGGCGUCCAUGAACAACGUGUCCUUCACCAUGCCCAAGACCUCGCUACUCCAGGCGCACUACCAGCGGAGGUACAGCGGCGUGCUCAAGGCCAACUUCCCCACGGCGCCGCCGCGCCCGUUCAACUACACCGGCACGCCGCCGAACAACACGUUCGUGAGCCACGGCACACGGGUGGUUCCGCUCAAGUUCAACACGACCGUCGAGGUGGUGAUGCAGGACACCAGCAUACUGGGCGCCGAGAGUCACCCGCUGCACUUGCACGGCUACGACUUCUACGUCGUCGGGCAGGGGUUCGGGAACUACGACGCGAACAAUGACACCGCCAAGUACAACCUCGUCGACCCGGUGCAGCGGAACACCAUCAGCGUGCCCACCGCCGGUUGGGUCGCCAUCCGCUUCGUCGCCGACAACCCCGGUGUAUGGAUUAUGCAUUGCCACUUGGACGUGCACUUGAGCUGGGGUCUGGCAAUGGCGUGGCUCGUUAACGACGGGCCACUGCCGAACCAGAAGCUGCCGCCGCCGCCGUCCGAUAUCCCAAGAUGCUGAUACUCUGCCGCACGGAUCUGUGGCGGUUUUGGUCCGUGCAAUGCAUGCGUGCGUGCAUACAUGCAAGCUCGUUUUGUGGUGCCGCGGUGUCGAGGAACCCACUCGAUCAUUUUGCGAUGAUGUCUGAUUUUGUUGCCGCUCUGCCUCGGAGACAAAAACAAGGUCGAUCAUUCGGUGGUGAUGUUGUAUGAUUCUUUCUUGUUAUUAUUCUUUGAUUCCACUUUUAACGUUCAUGCUGGACAUUUGUUGUUAGUGUGUACAAUGUAUACAAAUAUACGAUAUAAUGUAUCAAUUGAAGACUGGACCAGGUAAUGAUUUUUUUUGUUUUAGCAUGCAGAGCAUGCCAUGCA
Phragmites australis (common reed) is the source of this 2213-nucleotide messenger RNA. RefSeq names its product putative laccase-11. The transcript is spliced from 5 exons. The record is from RefSeq and is a predicted model, not a curated record. Gene Ontology annotation, molecular function: hydroquinone:oxygen oxidoreductase activity; copper ion binding. NCBI's taxonomy places the organism in Eukaryota, Viridiplantae, Streptophyta, Magnoliopsida, Poales, Poaceae. Bases 130 to 1863 code for a protein of 577 amino acids. Gene Ontology annotation, biological process: lignin catabolic process. Gene Ontology annotation, cellular component: apoplast.